Messenger RNA from Annulohypoxylon truncatum, 2870 nucleotides. Its product is annotated as WD40 repeat-like protein. Gene Ontology annotation, molecular function: protein binding. The transcript is spliced from 4 exons. The record is from RefSeq and is a predicted model, not a curated record. The coding region runs from base 218 to 2737 and encodes 839 amino acids. NCBI's taxonomy places the organism in Eukaryota, Fungi, Ascomycota, Sordariomycetes, Xylariales, Hypoxylaceae.
UGUUACGUCCACGAUCUUUCACACCUAACUCGAGAAACGUCGGGCCAAUUGAUUUCCCGCCAUUUCGCAUCUCCCUAUCCCGGAUACAACCUCGUAUCUCGCGGAAGCACUUACGACGCAAAUGCGCAUGUUGAGAAGCCAACCUCAACUUAAACGGUGAAGACGGUAGUGAGGGCUGAAAUACCGUCAACUUGGCCAACCGGAUACUAACUACCUCAUGAGCUGGCCACAGGUCUCCGCCAUGGGAACCGGUGGGAAUGGAUCUGGUAUUCCGGGUGCCGGUGGCCAGGAAAUGCCUGGAGGUGCGUCUGGUAACCACUCAAACCAACCACAUGCCACCGAGUACACAUUACAAGGCGUUAUGCGCUUCCUUCAAACCGAGUGGCAUCGUCAUGAACGAGACAGAAAUGCUUGGGAGAUUGAACGCCAGGAGAUGAAAGGGAGGAUAGCCGCUCUCGAGGGCUCGGCUAGAAGAGCAGAUGCCACGCAGAAGGCACUUAAGAGAUAUGUUACUAUUUUGGAGAAGAAGGUAAAAGACCAGGCCGCCCAGUUGAAGGUUGCUUCUUCUACACCUUCCGCCACGGACCAUUCCGUGAAGCAACCUCAGAAGAUCGAUAGGGCUGCCUUGAUACAAGAGAAGCUGAAGUCAUCUAGCGAGAAACCGAAAGAGCCGCUACCUGGUCUAGAAGGUCUUCUAGGCGAACGCGUCCAGGAAGAUGACGAGCGCGAGAACCUCAGGGUCUUCUUGGAUCAGUGCCAAGCUGAAUUCACUUACCUCAUGGUCACUCCCGCUAACCCUAUGCCUCCCCGAGAAUCCCCGCCUUUGCCACUGAUGGAAGAGGGCGACUUCGGACUGCCUAUGAAUCAACAACCUCUAGACGCCGCCUUUCAGGCCUUGAGGCUUAACCAGAAUCAUGUGAAGGACCCGGGUGCGCGUCCAGGCACAGGGAACACUAACAACCACCAUAUACCGGCGAUGCAGCAAGGCCAUAACGUUAACUUGCCCCCGAAGAAUGCCGACCUGCAAUCGGCACCUAUGGUUCGAUCGGGUGAGGGUCCCGCUCCGAUGUAUUCGCAUCCAGGUGACUGGUCUGUCUCUGGACCACCUGCGGCUCGUAUGCAGGAAGAUAUGAAUGCGAAAUCAAACCAUUCGAACGAGUCUUCGCGUUCCGAGUUCGGGGAAGCUCCGUUAGAGAAGCGAGGACCAACUGAUAACGAUGCUUGGGACUUCGGCGAAGGAAAUUUCCCUGAUCCAGCAUCUACGCAGCAACUUCAGCCCCUUACGCACCGCCCAGAUACAGAUGCUUUCCCUAACGCUGAAAAUCUUCCCAAGUCACCAAACCGCGGUCCUGCUUCCCACAGACGAAAGACUUCCAUGUCUCGAAGGAAGAGCGCGGACCAGGAACUUUCGCUCAACGGCAUGUCACAGAAAACGGAGCAUGGUAGUUUCAAGCUCCGGUAUGGGCUGCGUGGGCAUCUAAACGCGGUUCGCAGUGUGAUAUUCUCUGGUGGCGGAAGUCCGGGCGAGCCGGAAAUUUGCACGGCUGGUGACGACGGUUUGAUCAAGCGUUUCCAUAUUCCACGCGAGACUCCGGGUCAUCUCGGAAACAUAUCCUCUGAUCUCGAUGUACCUGCCGAUUUUACCCAUCGCGGACACACCGGUGCCGUACUAUCACUAACGUCGUGGUCUCCAUCCCCUAAUUUCUCCACUGGCGGUCGUGCCCAAGGUGACGGCUGGAUCUUUUCAGGUGGCCAGGAUGCGACAAUUAGAGUGUGGGAACGUGGUAGAGUAGAUCCCAAAGCGACUCUCGACGGCCAUAGUGAUGCCGUCUGGGCUAUCUGCGUACUGCCCGCCACACUUGGCUCUGUUUUCGGUCAGACUAACCCGUACGGCACGCCGGAUCGCAUUCUGGUCGUUUCUGGAGCUGCCGAUGGAGCUGUUAAGAUAUGGGCUGUUAGUGCGCCACCACAAUUGACGUCGCCGCAGCCGGCGCCACCUCGCCGUGGUACGGGAAGUGGACGAGUUAGAGGCAACUCCAUGAGUUCCGGAUCACAGUUUCCAAGUUCGCCUCAGCCCAACAUGGCCUCGAAUUCGCCGUUCCAUUACACCUUGGUCCACGAUAUUCGCCGAUCUAAUGGGUCGCAGGCUUCACCGACGUGCAUUACGCCCUUGUCAGCUAGCGGAGAAACUUUCGUCGUCAGUUAUUCGGAUGCUGCUAUCAUCGUAUUCGACACGAGGACAGGCGAGGAGAUUGGCUCCAUGGCUAGCCUCGAAACCUAUGACAAUACAAUAGGUACAAGCGUCAACUCUGUCGUCGCGACCACAGCUGGUCUUGAUCAGAGCUCCGGAACGGGCUUGGGCGAUGAUGAUACAAGUGGUCCUACCGGCGGUAGUGGUACGGCCAGUAGCGGGAUCGAGGGUGUUAUUAUAUCUGGUCACGAGGACCGGUUUAUUAGGUUCUUCGAUGCCAAUAGCGGUCAAUGUACAUACAACAUGCUCGCGCACCCCGCGUCGAUCUCGUCCCUUUCUCUCAGCCCCGAUGGCCGUGAGCUCGUUUCUGCUGGUCACGAUGCAAGCCUUCGAUUCUGGUCUCUGGAAAAGCGAACAUGCACCCAAGAGAUCACUAGCCACCGAAUCAUGAGAGGGGAGGGUGUUUGCUCCGUCGUUUGGAGCCACGACGGCCGAUGGGUUGUCAGCGGCGGAGGGGAUGGGGUUGUAAAGGUAUUUGCGCGGUAAUGCUAGCCGCCUGGGGAUGUUCAGGGCAACACAUGAGGGGAAAUUAUGGUAAUGGUGUGCGCCUAGCCGAGGAGUUGGUGGAAUUAUCCUGCGACAGAACGAAUCUCACACUAGACGGAUGAUCCUAUCCGAU